AUGGCACUAACAUCGAUUGGUUUCCGCUGGAAGGUAACGGCAUCGCAGCAGAACAACACGAUCGGCCCAACGGCGAACGUGGUCGGCGGUUCCGGAGGCAUCGCGGCCGCCGUCGUGGCCGUCAUCGGGCGGCCCCUGCCCACGAUCAGCGAAACGACGACGGCCUUCACGAACGUGUCGUCGGCCAACACCAGCCCGGAGAAGGGCAGCCUCGGCAAUGGGGUCGACCGGGACCGCAUCGAGGCGGAUCUACCGACGGCGGACUAUUCCACGGCGUAUCCCUCGCAGUGCGCGUCCAGUUCGUCGGCCAAACCGUCGAUCAUGAAGAAGAAGAACCAAUCGGCGACGGAUUCCAAGCGGGAACGGAAGGCAGCGAAGACGCUGGCCAUCAUCACCGGGGCCUUCGUCUGCUGCUGGCUGCCGUUCUUCAUCAUUGCCAUCCUACUGCCAACGUGCACCGAUUGCGACAUCAGCCCGUUCGCGAUGAGUGUGUGCCUGUGGUUGGGCUACUUCAACUCGACGCUGAACCCGAUCAUCUACACCAUCUUCAGUCCGGAGUUCCGGCACGCGUUCAAGCGGAUACUGUGCGGCCGGCGGCACAGUCUGCGGAGGACGAGGCACAUGGGCGUGCGGCAUAUGCGGUAAGGAAGGGUUAGUGUGAUGUAUAUUUUGUUACUGAUGGAACAUAGAAUAAAUUGUACAUAUUUAGGACGUGAUAAGAAUGUAGACACCCCGAAUAGAAGAAAGUAUGGUAGUGAUCGAAGGUAUGGUAGCUUACGGUUGAAUCGGUUUUAAGCGGUGUUUUAAUGCGUUUGAAGGAGUGUGAUGACAAACUGUUCGAUUGAUUUUCAGGAUAUGGAACAUUUAAUUUAAAUGAUUCAAUUGGAAUGUGCUCAGCUGAUUGCCCAGAAACAGGUCCCGGAAGCUUCGGAAAAAAGUGGCCAGUUCUUGAUUUCAACUGAAAACAAACAUGCUAAAUCCAGUUCCUGGUCAUUUUGUGACAAACGUGCAUUUGAUGGCUUAGAUAUUAGAAAUUGACUUCUUUCAUCGGGCCUCCGGGACCGGCUUUCGAGGUAAUUCAUUGAAUUCGG
Molecule: messenger RNA, 1091 nt
Organism: Ochlerotatus camptorhynchus
Lineage: Eukaryota; Metazoa; Arthropoda; Insecta; Diptera; Culicidae
Product: 5-hydroxytryptamine receptor-like
Exons: 1
Coding region: 1-645 (214 amino acids)
Biological process (GO): adenylate cyclase-activating adrenergic receptor signaling pathway
Cellular component (GO): plasma membrane
Molecular function (GO): G protein-coupled receptor activity
Source: RefSeq, a predicted model, not a curated record